Molecule: messenger RNA, 1185 nt
Organism: Misgurnus anguillicaudatus (oriental weatherfish)
Lineage: Eukaryota; Metazoa; Chordata; Actinopteri; Cypriniformes; Cobitidae
Gene: twist1a
Product: twist family bHLH transcription factor 1a
Biological process (GO): regulation of transcription by RNA polymerase II; developmental process
Molecular function (GO): protein dimerization activity; DNA-binding transcription factor activity, RNA polymerase II-specific; RNA polymerase II transcription regulatory region sequence-specific DNA binding
Source: RefSeq, a predicted model, not a curated record
CUUCAAGUUUGAGAAACACCUCCGUGACGCACAGGAGGAGACCCUGAGAUAAUAAGAGAAAUCCACUGCUUUAACCCAUUGAUCUGAAGGAAUCUGGAACACAACAUCUCAGUUUUUGGCUCCCUCAUAAGAUGAUGUUUGAGGAAGAGAUGCAGGACGAGUCCAGCUCCCCGGAGUCGCCAGUGGACAGUCUGGGAAACAGCGAGGAAGAGCCCGACAGGCAACCGCAGAAAAGAUGCGGCAGGAAAAGACGACCGAGCAGAAAACGCGGAGAUGAUUCCGACAGCCCGACGCCCGUAAAACGAAGCAAGAAAUGCAGCAACAGCAGCAGUAACAGCAGCAGCAGCAGCAGCCCACAGUCUCUGGAGGACCUACAGACGCAGCGCGUCAUGGCGAACGUGCGCGAGCGUCAGAGGACUCAAUCUCUGAACGACGCGUUCACGUCCCUGCGCAAAAUCAUCCCAACGCUACCCUCCGACAAACUCAGCAAAAUACAGACUCUUAAACUGGCCGCCCGCUACAUAGAUUUUCUCUGUCAGGUUUUGCAAAGCGACGAGCUGGACGCGAAAAUGUCCAGCUGCAGUUAUGUGGCGCACGAGAGACUCAGUUACGCGUUUUCUGUGUGGAGAAUGGAGGGCGCGUGGUCCAUGUCAACAUCCCAUUGAUGCGUGGAUGCACACUUUGCAUGAGUCGUCCAUAAGCACGGAGUCCAUGGCAUUCGAGCCACUGGAAAGGAGCAACACAAAAUAAUUGGGAAAUACGGAUUAUAACGGGAAAUUCUGGAGCAUCACUGCCAGCACUUACAAUCGUGAACAAUGAGAUUGGACCUGCAGGAUUUACAAUCAGAUCUGUGCUUGCAAUUGCAAAUCUGCAGUACUGACGAUGAAUGUGGAAAACUUCUGUGCUUCUGUAUAUGCAUGUCUUGCCAACUUUAAUUUCAACAGGGACACACAUGCAAACAGAGACAUCGAAUUUCUGAGAUGACAGCAAAGCGCAUGUCGUCAUAUUUAUUUCUUAAAGAAAGUGUUAUUCUUAAAACAGUGUUAUUCUGAAUCUGACAUUUUCUUUGUAUGGUCCUAGAAAAGACGUUUAUUUAUUUAUUAAUGAUUGUCACAAUGCAGAAUAGAUCUGGUGUCUACAGGCAUUACUAUUACAGUGUAAAUACGUGUACUAUAUUUUCUGCAA